AUGAAUGACACUGAGAGGACUUCGGAUCCGGACCUGCGGUCCAAGACCUCGUCCCUCGAACACUCCUCGCAACAUUCUUCACUUUCCGCCCCUCGACGCUUGAAUGCCGACGCUCAAAACUCCAGGAAACUGCGCUCGCAGUAUCCUCGAGGCUCUAGCGAGAACCAUGUAGAGUAUAUCCUGGUAGCCUCCUUCGAUAUUGAUCGCGGCCCUGUCAUGGAACACCAGUAUCCAGUCGCUAUCACUGGAGACGAAAACAUGUUGGCAGAGCUCAUGCUUCCCGACCAAGCACAUGCCAGAAAUCAGGACUGGACCAUAUUCUUCCUGCACAAGGACAUGAGCGAUGAAGAGGAAGACGAAGAAAGAAAACGCAAAGAGAGGAGGCGGAGACGGCGGCGCAAGCGUAGGGCGCUCGCCGCCGGCAUUAUUCCUUCAGAGCAAGACGAUGACGACGUGCAAGACAGCGACGACGAAUACGACGACAACGAUGAUGAUGACGAUGAAGAUAGCGAUACAGAGCCCGAGGGUGGUGAAGGCCCUCCCCUCAUAUACGUACUCAACUUGGUCAACACAAAACAUGACAAGACUGUGAAACGUGGUGCUGUUGUCAAAGCUAUGGCCAUUUGCACGAGACACCCAUUCUUACACAUUUACAAGCCGUUGCUUCUCUUGGCACUAGAGGAGUACUUUAAGUCCCCCGUACCGGAAACUCUAUCCAUGUUAUACGAUGCCGUCAAUGCGAUGGACUUGUCUCUGAUGCCAAAGCUCAGUCUUCUCGAGCGCCAUCUACUGCUGGGUAGUGAGAACAGAGAUCUUUUUGUCGAAAAGUUCGAGCGUAUGAUUCAAACACGCAUGGCCGAGGAUCGCGGAGAAGCCAUUAAUACCAACGGCGAUCAUCCCACAGAAGUCUCUCGCAAAGGCACUAAAGCUCACAUUGAGGUCGGCAGCCAGUCCGCCUACUCAGUACCACGGGAUACACACGAGUUUGAGAGCCAUGUCAUGUAUAAGGGCAUACCAAUCCCCAUCAAAGUUCCCACGGCAGUCAUGCCAGAAACGGUUGGAGAUUUUUCUCUGGUCAAAUUGAUCCAAAACUUCUCUGAAACCCACGCGAAAUCGCCGCAGCCGUUCACGAUUCACCCACAUUUGACCACCAGUGGCGCUACUACACAUCCCAUCAUCGUUCUGAUCAAUGGGCUGCUGACACAAAAGCGCAUCAUAUUCCUAGGACACAAUAUGCCCUCAGGGGAAGUGGCUGAGGCUGUUUUAGCGGCUUGUGCCCUUGCUUCUGGUGGCGUUUUGCGUGGCUUUACGCGCCAUGCCUUCCCAUACACCGAUCUCACCAAGAUUGAUGAUCUUCUGAAUGUGCCUGGAUUCAUUGCGGGUGUAACGAAUCCUACGUUUGAGAUGCACCCUGAGUGGUGGGAUAUUCUUUGCGAUCUGCCUUCGGGACGUAUCAAGAUCAGCAGCAAGAUUGAGCCGGCUCCUAUAACCGAGGGACUAGUUUACUUCCAGCAGCAAAACGCAGCACUGGCCUCGAUCGCGAGUGGGACAGUCAACAAUACCCAGGACUUGACUGGUGACCAGGCGUUCAUGGCCGAUAUUUUACGAAGCAUUGCGGCCCGACAUGGCGAGCGAACGGUUCGAGCGAAAUGGCGAGAUUGGGUACUCAAAUUUACCAGAGUAUCAGCACAGUUUGAGGAGAGUGUCUAUGGUGCAAGCGCCCUUUUUGUGGGCAUUGAGGAGCAGAACAUGCUUCCUCCGGGAGCCACGGGCCACGGCUUCGUAUGGUCAGAUGAUGCGGCCAAAAAUAAGGAACUGGCUGGAAAUGUGACUCGAAUCGAAGGCUGGCGCAAUACUCGCAGCUACUACAGCUUCAUUCAGGACCUUGCACAGGUAUACACCGUGAGACCACUCAAAGGCCUUGAUCUUGCGCACAUGCAUGAUCGACUUCGCAUGCAGCGACUGAACCCGUCUCAAAGCCGCGACAUUUACCUCACCUUUUCCAAAUACAUUCAUUCAUACGACGAAAUCUGCCUUUUUCUUUCGGUGGCUCCCGAGUCGCACGCUGGGCUGUUUUACCUCGCGCUAGGCCUGUUUCACAAGGAAAAGGACGUUCGGCUGAAGACCACCGAUCUCUUGGGACGGAUUGCGGAGCACGAAGCAGGGCAGCACUGGUGGAAGAGCCUGAGCAGAUUUGAAAAACUCGCCUUUGAUCGCAUUCGCAGAGAAGCCGACGCCGAAAUCAGAGCACAACUGGAGAAGGAUGGCCUCAGCCCCGUGUUUGAAAGAAAUGUGUUCACUUACUGA
Akanthomyces muscarius is the source of this 2307-nucleotide messenger RNA. RefSeq lists its product as uncharacterized. Gene Ontology annotation, cellular component: plasma membrane. The transcript is spliced from 3 exons. The record is from RefSeq and is a predicted model, not a curated record. Lineage: Eukaryota; Fungi; Ascomycota; Sordariomycetes; Hypocreales; Cordycipitaceae. The coding region runs from base 1 to 2307 and encodes 768 amino acids. Gene Ontology annotation, biological process: actin cortical patch localization.